UUUAUCUUUCACUUUCCUGCCCAGGAUGUGAGCAAGAAUUUCCUGCAGCUUCUCUUAGGAAGACUUCUUUGAGCAGAUCAGGCCCCCGGAUUGGGAUCUGUGAGCAAGAGGAACCUCAGCUGCCAGGACAGGCAAGAGCAGUGGAGCAGCUACCAUGGCUUCCAGAAUCCUGGGGAGUAUAAAGGAGGAGGUGACCUGCCCCAUCUGCCUGGAACUCCUGACAGAACCUCUGAGCCUAGACUGUGGCCACAGCUUCUGCCAAGCAUGCAUCACUGCAAAUCACAAAGAGUCUAUGUUACACCAAGGAGAGAGAAGCUGCCCUUUGUGCCGGCUCCCUUACCAGUCUGAGAACCUGCGGCCUAAUCGGCAUUUGGCCAGCAUCGUGGAGAGGCUCAGGGAGGUCAUGCUGAGACCAGAGGAAAGGCAGAACGUUGAUCACUGUGCACGCCAUGGAGAGAAACUUCUACUCUUCUGUGAGCAGGAUGGAAAUAUCAUUUGCUGGCUUUGUGAGCGGUCUCAAGAACACCGUGGUCACAACACAUUCCUCGUGGAGGAGGUUGCACAGAAAUACCGAGAAAAGCUCCAGGUAGCUCUGGAGACAAUGAGGCAGAAGCAGCAGGAUGCUGAAAAGUUGGAAGCUGACGUCAGACAAGAGCAAGCUUCCUGGAAGAUUCAAAUACAAAAUGACAAAACCAACAUCAUGGCAGAGUUUAAGCAACUGAGAGACAUCCUGGACUGUGAGGAGAGCAAUGAGCUGCAAAACCUGGAGAAGGAGGAGAAAAACAUUCUGAAAAGACUUGUACAGUCUGAAAAUGACAUGGUGCUGCAGACCCAGUCCGUGAGAGUGCUCAUCUCAGAUCUGGAGCGUCGCCUGCAGGGGUCAGUGGUGGAGCUGUUACAGGAUGUGGAUGGUGUCAUAAAAAGGAUUGAGAAAGUGACUUUGCAGAAGCCAAAAACCUUCCUUAAUGAAAAAAGGAGAGUAUUUCGAGCUCCUGAUCUGAAAAGAAUGCUCCAAGUGUUAAAAGAACUGACAGAAGUCCAACGCUACUGGGCUCAUGUGACACUGGUUCCAAGUCACCCUUCAUAUACUAUCAUUUCUGAAGAUGGGAGACAAGUGAGAUAUCAGAAACCUAUACGUCACCUACUUGUGAAAGUCCAGUAUUUUUAUGGCGUCCUGGGCUCCCCAAGUAUCACAUCAGGGAAACAUUACUGGGAGGUAGACGUGUCCAAUAAAAGGGCUUGGACCCUGGGGGUAUGUGUUAGCUUGAAAUGUACUGCAAAUCAGAGUGUUUCAGGAACUGAAAAUUAUCAACCUAAAAAUGGCUACUGGGUUAUAGGGUUACGGAAUGCAGGUAACUAUAGGGCUUUCCAGAGUUCAUUUGAAUUUCGUGAUUUCCUGGCUGGUUCCCGCCUUACUCUUUCUCCUCCUUUGAUCGUGCCCCUCUUUAUGACUAUUUGUCCUAAUCGGGUCGGAGUUUUCCUAGACUAUGAGGCUCGCACUAUCUCAUUCUUCAAUGUCACAAGCAAUGGAUUUCUCAUCUACAAGUUUUCUGACUGUCAUUUUUCUUAUCCUGUAUUUCCAUAUUUCAAUCCUAUGACGUGUGAAUUACCCAUGACUCUGUGCUCACCAAGGUCUUGAACCAUCUUACACACUCAGCCGCUUCUGUACAGCACCUCUUACCCAGGGGCAUCUCAUACACCUGAACUCAUUUGCACCAUAUUAACCAUCUUCUUCUUCUUGUCUCCCUUCUCCCUUUUUAAAAAUUUUAUUCCGUAAAUGUAGUAAUUGCUUUGUGUCAUAUUCUACCCAAUAUUUUAUUGACAUUUGAUAGCAAUUUUUUUCAUCAUUUUCCAUACUGCCAAGGAAAACUGACCUAUACUUCAUAAAAUGAGACCACUAUUUAGGUAUUACUUCUGCCAAAUAUUUACCACCCAAUUGCCUCUGACACUGGCUAAGAAGACAAAGAAAAGCUUUUCAACAGCCUUUCUAUAUCAUCUUGUAGUAUUUGCUCACCAAAGAAUGAGUCCUUAGCCCUGUGUCAGUUUACACUCUUACUCGUCAAAGAGUUAAAGAAAAAAUAUCAUAAAAGGUAUACUCUAAGUGUAGAGGUUUUGUAACUACAGUAUCUGAGUAUGACUCCUGUCUCUCCAUCAGCAGUGUAACUGUGAAUAACAUACUUAAAUAGCUAUGCUUCUUUUCUUUUCUUUCUUUCUUUCUUUUUUUUUUUUUUUCUGAUGGAAUUUCACUCUUGUUGAUGGGCUGGAGUGCAAAGGCGCAAUCUCAGCUCACUGCAACCUCUGCCUCCCAGGUUCAAGCAGUUCUCAUGCCUCAGCCUCCCAAGUAGCUCGGAUUACAGGCACCUGCCACCACACCUGGCUAAUUUUGUAUUUUUAGUAGAGACGGGGUUUCACCCUGUUGGUCAGGUGGUCUCAAACUCCUCACUUCAGGUGAUCCACCCGCCUCAGCCUCCCAAAGCACCGGGAUUAGAGGUGUGAGCCGACAUGCCCAGUCUGUACUUAUUUUCUUAAAAUAACUUUUGUAUUAAAAACUUUACCUUAAAUAAGUUCUAAUGUUCUAUUGCAUAGUAGUAUAAGUAGAGUUAACGAGAACAUAUUUUGAAGUAGCUAUAAGAGAAAAUUUUUAAAAUUCUCAUCACAAAGAAAUGACAUAUUUGAGGUGAUGGAAUGCUAAUUACUCUGGUUUGAUUAUUAUACAAUGUAUACAUGUAUCAAAACUUCACACUGUACCACAUAAAUAUGUACAUUUAUUAUUUGUCAAUUAAAAGCAAAAUAAAACAAACUUCAUCUAAUACUUUGGAUCAUUGUGAAAAAAUAAAUUCCUGAAGUAUAAA
Molecule: messenger RNA, 2852 nt
Organism: Saimiri boliviensis boliviensis (Bolivian squirrel monkey)
Lineage: Eukaryota; Metazoa; Chordata; Mammalia; Primates; Cebidae
Gene: TRIM5
Product: tripartite motif containing 5
Molecular function (GO): protein binding; zinc ion binding
Source: RefSeq, a predicted model, not a curated record